This is a messenger RNA of Aplysia californica (California sea hare), 2586 nucleotides long. Its product is annotated as solute carrier organic anion transporter family member 4C1. NCBI's taxonomy places the organism in Eukaryota, Metazoa, Mollusca, Gastropoda, Aplysiida, Aplysiidae. Gene Ontology annotation, biological process: transmembrane transport; sodium-independent organic anion transport. Gene Ontology annotation, molecular function: protein binding. The record is from RefSeq and is a predicted model, not a curated record. Gene Ontology annotation, cellular component: membrane.
CAUGGAGAAGCUGCUCCUCUCCGUCCCGUCUUGCACGAUGAGAGGCAUCCCUCCGGAGGCGAUGUCGGCCAUGAUGUCUGGCAUGAGCGCGAUGUCCAGCCGCCCCAAGCCCCGCCCCAAGCCCAUCGUGGUACAGCCCGUGAAGACACCCCCACCACCACCACCCACGACGGCCCAACCACCGCCACCCCCACCACCGACUUCAUCAGCUCCUGAGACGCGACCACCGCCACCCCCUCCACAACCGAAGACGCCCGCUGCGACAACACAACCCCCUACAACAACAACGACAACUACAACUACAACAACGACGACAACCACCACCACUGAGGCACCAUUUGAAGGGGAACCCAUACAGAUGCCCAACUUCACGAAGCUUGUGACCCACCCCAAGUACCCUGAGAUGGUUCAGAUGGCUUCCAUGUUUGAGAUAGACAUCCCCAGCGUAGCGGCACUCAGCUUAAAGAUCUCCAAAGAUAUGAUGUACUCUGGCAAGAUUGCCAAAAUGAUGGCCCGUUUCCUGCCUUUACCCCAAAACAUGGUCGACGCGAUGUACACCAAGUUAUGUCCCUUCAACACGGGCCCUUUCCACGAGGACACCACGGCCACGGAAAUUGUUAUAGCUCUCGUCGCUAUAGGAAUGGUUAUACAGGAAUCAUCUACGGACUUAGCACGUUUGGUCUGGCAAUCGCCGGUGGUACCGGAGCUUUUGCUGCCACGAGUUACUUCACAGUGGAAGGCUUUAUGACAGGUUUGUUCCGCCUCCUAAAGAAUCCUCUCUUCCUAUUGGUUGUCCUGGGGAACGCAGCCACGGUAUUGGCUGCCAGCGGAUUUGCUUUCCAUUUACCAAAAUAUAUCGAGACCCAGUUCUCCUUGCCUCCGUUUGAAGAAAGUGCAAUUGUGGCUAUGUGCUACAUCGUGUUCGCUGCCAUCGGGACCGUGAUUGGAGGAGUCCUCACCACCAAGCUCCGCCUCACCGCCACGGGCUGCCUCAAGGUCACAGUGGCCGUCGCAGUUCUCCUGGUGGCGGUUCAGGCCACGGGGAUUGGGCUCGGCUGCGACCAGCCGGAGGUGGACAAGGGAGACAAGUUCAUGACAAACUCGUCGACAACGUUAUGUAACAACACGUGUCUCUGCGUGGACCACAUGUACUCUCCUAUGUGCGGCUCCGACGGAAAGUCCUACUUCUCUCCUUGCCACGCGGGCUGUGGCCUGGCUUAUGACGGGAAAUAUCACGACUGCAAAUGUGUGGAAGGCAAGAUGAAGACUGCGACGCCCAUGUUGUGCGAGCAGCCGUGUAACCUGUUCUACGCGUUCAGCAUCUUCGCCGUGUUUGGAGGCUUCUUGUUCCAGUCCAUGUUUAUACCCUCGUUCAUCGCCACGUUCAGGAGCGGUGCCCAGCCCCUAUCUGUUUGGAACCAUUGUGGAUGAUUCGUGUGCCAUGAGUCGCCCCCCUUGCGGCCCCGCAGGAACCUGCUCCUUCUACGACAUCGUGCAGAUGCGUCUCCACUACCACGGCCUGUCGACGGCAAUUAGGGGGGUGGCCGCGCUCCUGUAUGUGGUAGCGCUGGUCUUAGCCUGCCGCGAGUCGAGCGUCUAUAAGGUCAAAGAUGAGGAAAAAUCCAGGGGGAUAUAGACGGCGACGGGAACUAGCGGCAUCUUUUUUGGUUUAAAAAUAUUUUUUAAGCAUUUUUUAUUUUGAAUAAAAUUCCGAGGUUUUUUUUUUGUAUCUGUAAAGGUGAAGUUCAACAUUCUACUGCCGUAAGUUGACAAAAUGCUUUUCUAAAAAUAUUUUGGCGCCAACAUUUUUUAUUUGCUAAAUAUGGAAAGCCUGAUCAGUUACCCUAAUUGUGUGAAAACAUUAAAGUGAAUCUGUUACUAGUUUUUGAAUAAAUAAGAAUUCAAAUUUCGGAAAAAAGCUAUUUUUAAAUGGUUACUCUUUAAAAAAAAACACUCUUUUUCUCGAAACUGCUGUGAAUUUUAAAAAGGCGUUGUGUCAGCUUACAGCAGUAUACCCCUGCCCCCACCGCCAAAACUAUACGACAAACACCCCCUCCACAGCCCCCCCGCCCUCUCCCCAAGGUAAACAAUACCUCUUUAUAAUCCCAACCCCCCUCCCCGAACACACUAGGAGAACUCCAUUAGGCUUCGCUCAGUUAGUAUCAUGCUGAACCGCUGAGCAGAUAGCCAGGGUUCAAAAUCCAAUCCCAGACUGGGCGUUCUUGAACUCUUUUUUUUUUGGGGGGGGGGGGGGGGUUGGCGGAGUUUUCAAAUCUUUCGACCCCCCAUUCAGCUCAGUCAGUCCUCCAAUCAGAGACGGAGAUUUUAAAUGCGGAGGUCAGGCCUCGAAUAUAGCCUAAUAGUGUUGAUAGGGGCGUUAAACCCGUACACUUACUUACAUAUAUAUAUACUAAAGCCACAGGAUAUAACAAAUUGUGGGAUGGGGAAUCGGGUAAAAGUAAAUUACAACCUCUCCCCCCCCCGCCCACCUCCUCCCACCUCAACAUCUUUUUCACAUUAUGACGAUCACAGCCUAUUGUUUAUAAGAACAUGUUUAUUUUGGCUAAAGUAAAGUGUAAACCAUUU